UCGUUCCCCAUUCGCAAUUUCGCACGCCACACCACACCACCACUGUCUCGAAACCCUUCCGCGCCUCCCCAGCCAUGGAGGCCGCGGUGGCGGCACUGGAGGCGGCCGCGGAGAAGACCGCCGGAGCGGCGUCGUCCGCGAAAGAGGCUGCGGUGGCGGCCUCGGCAGCUGCGACGGAGGCCGCAGGGGCGGCCACGGCUGCGAAGGAGGCCGCGAUGGCGGCCUUGGCUACCGCUGAGCAGGCGGCGGCGGCAUCGUCCGCAGCGAAAGAGGCCGCGGUGGCGGCGGAGGCUGCUGCGAAGGAGUCGGCAGCUGCUGCAGCGGCGACCGCGAGGGAGCUGGCAGCGGCGAUGCGCUGUUCUAAGAAGCGUAGAUUCCAUCAGAUCGACGACGGAGGGAGUCCCAGCGGCAACCGCGAUGACAGGGGAAACCUCGACCUCAUCAGCGCCCUUCCCGACGACGUCCUCGGCAGCAUCAUCUCCCGCCUCCCCACCGAGGACGGCGCCCGCACGCAGGUCAUCUCUCGCCGGUGGCUUCCCCUCUGGCGCUCCGCGCCACUUAAUCUUGUGGUUGAUUUUAGUGGCUCGGUCAGCAAGCUCAUCGCCUUCGUCUCGAAGAUCCUGUCUGAGCACCUUGGCCCUGCACGCCGCCUAUCGCUCAACUUGGGGAUGCCCUAUAGAGCCGACGUCCCCUUGUGCGGCCGGGAGCACAAGGUGGAGGAUUGGCUACGCUCUCAAGCCCUCAACAACCUACAGGAGCUCAAUCUCACCGACAUCAGGGACAUGCCGCUGUCCGUGUUCCGUUUCGCUCCCACGCUCUGCGUCGCCAGAUUAAUCCAUUGCGAUUUACCCAAAUCCAUUUCAACGCUGCGUCUGAAUUUCCCAUGCCUCAAGCAGCUCACCCUGCACGGGAUCUACAUAAUGCAGGAUGCUCUCCACAACUUGCUCUCUGGCUGCACUGCCUUGGAAAGCCUUGAGCUGACGUCUAUUUUUGGCAUAGGUGCCAUCUGCAUCAGCUCCCAAACUCUUAGGAGCUUAGCCUUCAGCCCUGAUGUCCUGUCGAGUAUUUUGCAGCUAGUAAUCAAGGAUGCCCCUUCUCUAGAAAGAUUGCUACCGCUAUAUCCACAGUGGGCUCCAGUGAUCCAGGUUAUCCACGCACCUAAACUGGAGGUAUUGGGUUUGCUAUCUCAAUACUUAUCCAAAGUCCAGUUCGGAACAACUAUUUUUGAGAAAAUGAUUGCUGUGAGCUUAACAACCAAAAUUCACACCAUGAAGGUUUUGGUUCUCCACUCUAUUGGGCCUAAUCUGGAUGCCGUUGUUGACUUCCUCAAGUGCUUCCCCUGUUUGGUGAGGCUGUAUGUCAUUUCACAGCCAACAAACGAUAUGAAUAAUGCAAGGGAGUAUGACCCGUUGGAUCCAAUUGAGUGCCUUGAGCUCCAUCUAAAGAAAGUGGUGUUAAUGAAUUACAAUGGCAGCAAGAGGCCAUCUGUUGAAUUUGCCAAGUUCUUUGUUCUGAAUAGUAAGUUGCUAAAAGAGAUGGAAAUCGAAGUUCUUAACAAGCGGAACGACAAAUGGAUGGCUAAUCAACGCAAGCAGCUAUGUGUGGAUAAUAGAGCUUCUCAAGAUGCUCGAAUUGAACUGAAAAUCAGUACUAAGAAAUCCGAUGUACCCAAGAUGGAUACCCAUGAUUUGUCAGUGGCUGAUCCCUUUGAAAGCGGAGCCUUUUGUUGAUACUACAAGUGUAGUUGAUGUCCAUCCCCAAGAUUGUGUUGUUUUGUUGAAAGCAGAGUUUUUGUAUGUCUGUAAUCUAAUGCUGUCCACCCUUCAGUCGCUCUAUGAUAUGAUGUAUGGCCAACUCAAGAAUAAACCAGGAUUGAGGAGGUGGUGUAACAAGUAUCUAAGCUCAGACUUCAAAUUGAAAGCUGGAAAGUUUAAGCUGCUAACAGAAUGCUAGUUUAAUCUGCUAAGUUAAGUUGGUAUUGGUUGUUCUGUUCAUGUUUGGGUGUUGUACUGUAAGCUGAUAAUAUCAGCAGCUACUAUAUCUCUAUUUUGAACGCUUGCUUUAAUGAAAAAGGAUGGUAUUUAUGCCUCUUGUCUAAAA
This is a messenger RNA of Lolium perenne, 2100 nucleotides long. RefSeq names its product F-box/FBD/LRR-repeat protein At3g26920-like. Lineage: Eukaryota; Viridiplantae; Streptophyta; Magnoliopsida; Poales; Poaceae. The record is from RefSeq and is a predicted model, not a curated record. Gene Ontology annotation, molecular function: protein binding.